Molecule: messenger RNA, 1067 nt
Organism: Prorocentrum cordatum
Lineage: Eukaryota; Dinophyceae; Prorocentrales; Prorocentraceae
Source: the annotation of a GenBank genome assembly
GGGAUUUCUUUUUUCACCCCCGCGUCCCCCUAAAGCCGCGCACCAAAGGUCCCUGUUGCCUAGGGUGUCACUGUUGCGCGUAGCCGUUGCCGCCUUCAAGGUCCCGCGCUUGCCCCGCAAUCUUGAAGGUCCCUACAGCUCGGGGCAGGCCUCCAGCAGCUGCGGGUGUGGCUGCACUUCCCGGCGGUCGCCGCGGCAUCGGGGCGGCCUGGCCGCGCCCCGGGCCCUGGGGUCCGUCCCUCGGGGGGGGACGGGUUGGGCCGCGGGCUCCGCCGGCCAGCGGCGGUGGGGCAGCGGCGAGCCUCGCCCAAUCGUGCUUUUCCAUAUGGCGGCAGGCUAGAUAGCGAGAGAAAGAUCGAUGUGGCCCGUGCUGCCUGCAUGGAAGCAGUUUUUGGUCAGAGAGCGCGACGGCUCGACCCGUCCAGGUUCCGUCGCGCUGCGGCGAAGCAGCGAGAUCCGAAGACUGCUGCGAGGAGGCCUGGUGAUUCCGCGCUGGCAUGGCAGUCCGCGGGAGCGGGGGUUCGGCAGAAAGCGGUCGCAAGGCUCAGGGCGACCUUGGCUUUUCUGGUGAAUGCCUUCGCCGCGACUGUGUACAACACACCUACGAUAUGUAUGAGCCCCCAGGUGGCCAACACUUCUCUAGAGACAAGAGGCCGUAUCGGUGACGUUUGUGAGUCUCUGUUGUGUCCACUGCGCGCGAGUUCGCCGCUCGCCACCUCUGUCUGUAGCCAUCCUUAUACAUGUGAGUUCUCUGAUGACCAUCUCUUCAUGGCGCCGUAGCUUUGACGAGGUGGCACCCGCUGCGCGCCGGGGCCAACGCCGCAGGCCACCAGACGAGAGUGGCGCACGUGCAUUUCCAGCAGCAGCGCUGCACUCGGGGAUGCGGUCCGGGGGCCCCCUCGCCGAGGGCUCGCGGGGCUUCGGCCCCUCCUGGUCCGGGGACGUUGGCUCUCACCGAUCCACAUGGGCACUCGGGCACGGAACGGGGGAGGAGGCGGCGCACGGCUUCGGCGCCCACGUCCGCCGCGCCCCGCGCAUGUGGCGGCGCGCCCUUUUUGCGUGAGAAA